Messenger RNA from Adineta ricciae, 978 nucleotides. The record is from the annotation of a GenBank genome assembly. NCBI's taxonomy places the organism in Eukaryota, Metazoa, Rotifera, Eurotatoria, Adinetida, Adinetidae.
AUGAUGACGAAAAGAAGGAACAAACAGGUCUAUCUGACGAUAUUUUUCGUCAUUUCACUGACUGUUCUUAUUCAUAGGUACAAUGAACUAAACAAUAAUAAUAAGUACUGUUCGUGUUAUCGAUCAGCGUCUACUUAUACUAAUGAUAACCAAAUGUCUUUAUGUUCAAUACGGAGUGCAAACCGUGGAUUGAAUCAAAAGAUAAUUUCUAUUAGCUUCUUUGGACCGAUUGAAAAUCCCGAAAUGUUUUCAAUGAAUAAUUCAAUCUUACUUCUUGAACAACUGAUCAAUGAAAUGUUAGAGGUUUAUCAUGAUGACUGGAUAUUACGCAUUUAUCAUGAUGAAAAACUUCUCGAUCGAAACACGAUAUGUCAUUUUGAAUGUCUUUACGAUUUGAUCGAUUUCUGUAAUGUGACGAACAUGAAUUUAGAUUUUAUACCGCCAAAAAUCUGGCGAUUUUUGCCGGCUGCUGAUGAAACCGUAAGUGUUAUGACUAGUCGUGAUCUUGAUUCACCUUUGACUGAACGGGAGCGUGCUGCAAUCGAUGAAUGGUUAUUAACAAAUUUGAGUUUUCACAUGAUGCGCGAUCAUCCACAGCAUAAAGCACCAAUGAUGGGUGGAAUGUGGGCAUUUCGAGUCGAAUAUGAUCGUCAAUUUUCACGUCUCAUUCGUUCUAAACUAUUCAAUCAGUCCAUCAUAACUAGGUAUCCUCUCAAUACUGAUCAACAAUUUCUUGCGGAUCACGUAUGGCCAUAUGCCAAAUAUUACAUUAUGACUCACGAUAGUUACUGGUGUAGCGACACCGAUUGGAACAGACAUCACCGAGCAUUUCCGACACAAAGAUUGACAAAUAAUGUGACCAACUAUUGCUUUAUCGGCUGUCCGAAACCUUGUUGCCUUCAUGCGAAUGAUUUCCAUCAACUACCUUGUCCUAUCGCUUGUCGACCGAGGGAUCAUCAAGAUUGGACAUUUUGUUAA